AUGAUCAAACAAUCGCUCAUUGCUCUUGCUGCUACUAUCUUUGCUGUCAUCUUGAUGAUGAAUGUUGUCAAGGCUGAACAAAUGGCCGCUCAAGAAAGUGCUGCUUCUGCACCAAAUUUUGCUGAAAUUUGUAGUUUGCCAAAUAAUAAUUGGGCUCCAAUAAUGGGUGUUCCUUGUAAUCCAAAUAAUUUUACCUUGUUAGUUUCACCAACUACAAGAGUACAAAUUACUGGUUCUAAUUUCAUUGCUAAUUGUGGUAUUCAAUAUACUCCUGUUUAUACUUUUGAUAUGAAUGCUGGAUAUGUUGAAACUUCUCAAUUGUGUAAUAUCAAAUCUGUUUUCAGAGGAGGUGAUAGAGUUUCAGUUUGUAAGACUUCAAAUUCUUUGGCCAUGUAUCCAACUCCAAUUCUUUCUGGAAAGGCUUCUUAUAAUUUUGUUCCAGGUCAAUAUGGUUUGGUUUUAUCUGAUCCAGUUUUCACUGGACAACGUAUUUAUGUUUCAAAGGUUUUAGUUGGAUCUGCAAUUGGUUGGGUUCAAUCUGAUUACAUUUGUUUGGCUUAAUUUUAUUUAAUAUUAAAAAUAA
Naegleria gruberi is the source of this 583-nucleotide messenger RNA. RefSeq lists its product as uncharacterized. The transcript has a single exon. The record is from RefSeq and is a predicted model, not a curated record. Bases 1 to 561 code for a protein of 186 amino acids. NCBI's taxonomy places the organism in Eukaryota, Heterolobosea, Eutetramitea, Acrasida, Naegleriidae.